Messenger RNA from Miscanthus lutarioriparius, 228 nucleotides. The record is from the annotation of a GenBank genome assembly. NCBI's taxonomy places the organism in Eukaryota, Viridiplantae, Streptophyta, Magnoliopsida, Poales, Poaceae.
AUGAAGGGCGAUCUGGGCCGUCGGUCCGUCAGAUCACGAGCCAUCCAUCCACCACCGCCGAGAGGGACUCCGAGGGAGGACGGGGGAGAAAUGAGCGCGGCGGCGGGCGGGCUGCGGCGGCUGCUGCUGGCGGCGUCGGCGGCGGGGGCCGCGGAGGUGCGGGCGUCCAUCUUCGGCCACGCGCUGAACCCGACGGGGAAGCGCGCGGCGACGAAGCUCCUGGGAUAG